Anopheles funestus (African malaria mosquito) is the source of this 4713-nucleotide messenger RNA. It is a transcript of the gene ple, whose product is annotated as tyrosine 3-monooxygenase. The record is from RefSeq and is a predicted model, not a curated record. Gene Ontology annotation, cellular component: axon; perikaryon; cytoplasm. The transcript has 9 exons. Gene Ontology annotation, biological process: dopamine biosynthetic process from tyrosine. Gene Ontology annotation, molecular function: tyrosine 3-monooxygenase activity; iron ion binding. Bases 519 to 2243 code for a protein of 574 amino acids. NCBI's taxonomy places the organism in Eukaryota, Metazoa, Arthropoda, Insecta, Diptera, Culicidae.
CGGCAUGCAUUCAUUGGUUUGCUUGCUUUUUGCAAAGUGCCGAAGUUUCGGAGACAGCGAAAACACACUAGAAGGUCCUGCGAGACGCCAGUUCGCCGUAGUAAUUUAAAAUCGUUCGCUUUUACGUCCAACCCCCUAUAAACGGUGCGUUAGUGCGAGUUUUUAUUGUUGACGACCAGUGUUCUUCACAAAGUAUAACGAACAGACAGGAUUCCAGAGUCCGGAUCGGUAACAGUCACGACCAAUCUAGACUCGAGUAGCAUUUGAAAACCUGUGGUCAAACGUCAAGAAUACGUAGCGAAAUCCUACCCAAAUCAGCGGGAGUCGCUUCGAACGAGCUAAAGCGAAAUCAACGAUCUAAUUAGACGACGAAUCGAGAGCUACUCGCCUUCCGAAACGAGAGCAGUUUUUGCCGAAUCAACACAGAACGCGUGCUAAGUGUUACGGCUACAAAAAGGCUACCAAACGUUGCACUUUGCAAAACUUUAACACAAGAAGCUUAAUAUCAUCCUAAAAACAUGAUGGCUGUCGCUGCUGCCCAGAAGAACCGUGAAAUGUUCGCGAUCAAGAAAUCUUACAGCAUUGAGAACGGAUACCCGUCCCGGCGCCGUUCUCUGGUCGACGAUGCCCGCUUUGAGACGAUUGUGGUUAAGCAAACCAAACAAACCGUUCUGGACGAGGCCCGCGCAAAGGCCAACGACUCUAGUUUGGAGUGUACCAUUCUGCAGGCCCAAGAACAGCAUCAACAAGAAGACAAAAUUCCGCAAGAGGUUCAACAGACAGUCGAGGAUCAGGAUAAUGACGAAGAGGAAAUUCGAAUGGUCGCAGUUGAUGAGCUACCCCAAAAGCCGCAGGAACACGUUCCAAGUGCCGACGAUGAGGACAAGGAAACAGACGCUGGGCUAACUGAGGAGGAAGUUGUGCUGCAGAACGCUGCCUCGGAAUCGCCCGAAGCCGAGAAGGAGGUGGUCCGUGCCGCCGUGGUCGUCCGACUGCGGGACGGUAUGGGAUCGCUUGGACGCAUCCUUAAGGCGGUGGAAGCGUACCACGGCACCGUGGUACAUCUGGAGUCGCGCCAGUCGCGCAGCGACGGCGUCCAGUUUGACGUCCUGGUCAAGGUCGAUAUGGCCCGCUCCAAUCUGCUACAGCUGAUCCGUUCCCUGCGCCAGACGCAGUCCUUCGGUAGCGUUAGCUUGCUGUCGGAGAACAACGUCAACGUGAAGGCGCCCUGGUUCCCCAAGCACGCCUCCGAGCUGGACAACUGCAACCAUCUGAUGACCAAGUACGAGCCGGAUCUUGACAUGAACCAUCCCGGUUUCGCAGAUCAGGUGUACCGUGCUCGUCGUAAGGAAAUUGCCGAAAUCGCAUUCGCUUACCGAUAUGGAGACCCAAUCCCGCACAUCGAUUACACCGAAACGGAAAACAAGACCUGGUCGGCCGUGUUCGCACGCGUGAAGGAGCUGAUGGUGAAGCAUGCCUGCUCCGAGUACAUUGCCGUCUUCAAGAAGCUCGAGGAGGAGAAGAUCUUCGUGAACGAGCGCCUGCCACAGCUCCAGGAAAUGAGCGAUUUCCUGCGCAAGAACACCGGAUUCACGCUCCGACCGGCCGCUGGUCUGCUGACGGCUCGCGAUUUCCUCGCUUCGCUGGCGUUCCGUAUCUUCCAGAGCACGCAGUACGUGCGACACAUCAACUCACCCUACCACACACCGGAACCUGAUUGCAUCCAUGAACUGCUCGGUCACAUGCCGCUGCUUGCCGACCCAAGCUUCGCCCAGUUCUCGCAAGAAAUCGGAUUAGCCUCGCUCGGUGCCUCGGAUGAGGAAAUUGAAAAGCUCUCGACGGUGUACUGGUUCACGGUUGAGUUCGGUCUGUGCAAGGAAAAGGACGAGGUCAAGGCUUACGGUGCCGGUCUGCUGUCCGCUUACGGUGAGCUGCUGCACGCCAUCAGCGACAAGCCGGAGCACCGCCCGUUCGAGCCCGCUUCGACCGCUGUACAGCCGUACCAGGACCAGGAGUACCAACCGAUCUACUACGUCGCCGAAAGCUUCGAGGAUGCGAAGGAGAAGUUCCGCCGCUGGGUCUCGACCAUGUCGCGACCGUUCGAGGUGCGCUUCAACCCGCACACCGAGCGCGUGGAGGUGCUCGAUUCGGUCGACAAGCUGGAAACGCUCGUCUCGCAGCUGAACACCGAAGUGCUGCACCUUACAAAUGCCAUCGCCAAGCUGAAGCAGCCAUUCUGCUAAGUCUCGCGGGUCCGAAACGGCACACGCCGACAGAAGACCCACUCCCAAACAGCAGCAUGUGAUCUGAUGCGUGUGUGUGUGUGAGUGAGAAAGAGAGAGAGAGAGAGAGAGCGUACGAGAAAAAAGGUGCGAGUGAGAGAGAGAAGCGAGACACUAAAGCAAAGCAAAAAAAGGAAAUAUGUCUGAUCGACAAGGACAAUAUAUGCGUACGCCCCCCUCAUCCUGUGGAAGUAGCUCGCGGCAAGCGUCCUGGACGACGCUUCAGCAGUGAAGGGGCACGUUAGCUCCCGCCAUUCUGCGGACUACGCUAAACACGAUGUAUACUAUAUCCGCUACUUCUACCCACUGCUACUACAACUACUACAUAUUACUACUACUGCUACUAUUAUACGGAACAGUAUUUUGCACCCACUCGGAGCACCAAAACUCGCAAAGAAGAAUGCUGGUGCGAAUAUCCUUUUUUAUGUUUAUUUUUUUUUCGUAUCAUUUACAAUCACGUAUGCGACGGCAUACGAUCGAAUCACUAUCGACCAGGGGGUUUGGCGAAGCACAGCAAACAACCCCUGCUGGAAGGAAAAUUGUGCAAUCGAAGCAGAUCAGAUCCUUGUUUUGCAUCAUCCCAAAACCAAACACCCAAUAAAAGCGUGACGCCUGUGGCGUCCAUACUGUCCGGAAAGUAUGGAUCCCGCAUCGUUCCCACGCAAACACACAGAAAAAAAAACGGAGAAGCGUCAGGAGUAUCUCGCUCCAACGAAACGCCACAGCUGUACAGCUUCGGUAUUCGAAGCUCGUAAGCCCUCGCAAUCGAAAAAGGAAAGGAAGUAGCAGGAGAAAGGGAGAGAGAUAGAAAGAGUUUUGGGGUCGAUCUCCAUCGUCUUGAUCUUCUCUUCUCGCUUUCUUCUCCUCGCCCACACCCCCCCCUUAUUGACGGAGGACGACGAACGGAAAGAAGGAUUCAUCGCAAUAACAUCGCAACGUGCCAUCACCUGUUCAUACCGGUGGCACCAACACGUUUCAAAUUCCUCAGACCGACGACUAUUCGGUUGUCGAGUAGUGCAAUCACCCGUGUUCGUGUUCUGAGCGUCCCGUUCCUCUUCUCCAGCGACUUGCAUGCGAGCCAACGCAUGUGAGCCAUCCAACGAAAAGGACACGCUACGACGGAUGAACAACAUUCAGUAUUGUUCCAAACGGAUCCCUGCCAGUCCAAGUCCAACAGGAUAGACAUACACACCAACCAAAUGCCUGACAUAUCCUGAACUCCAAAUUCCGUUCUUCCUUGUUCCUUCUUCCCCGGCGGUGGGUGGUGUACCACAUACUGCCAUCUGGUACUCCGGUUCCUUUCCCACAUCGAGAGUUACACCUUCCUACAUUCCCCCAUUCCUAUUGUUUCUCUCACUCGCUCUCGCGUGCUCGCAAGUUCCUUUCCCCCUUUCCCGAUCCUACACACCCCAUCAACCCCUAACCCUAAUACCGUACGAUCCCCUUGCGUCCCAUCCCUUCCAAAUAUGUGUACGUCCUGUCAACGUAGCGUAGAAGAGUAUUGUUUAUUGAAGAGAACAUAUUUUUUUAUUUAACGUAAUUUAAGUAUUGUAUACUAUUUAAAGUUAGUGUUUAAACUUAAAUUAUUCACUUGACUUGAGCAGAUACUUUGUUUUUCGUUAUAUGCAGACCAAUGUAGGCGGAAUGUUGCGGCAAUCCCUUCUUGUCAAGGGAUCGGAUUUAGGUAUGGCAGAAGAAGUGAACGUGAUCGCGAUCGCGGCUUGAAUAGUUCGUUCGACGGUACGAUACCGGUUGGACAUCCGGCCAACAGAACCAAGCAGACGUACAGAGCUUGUGUAUACGAUCAUCUGCAUUUGCCUUAAACCAUCGUAAAGGAAGUGACUGUCCAAUACGAUACACUAACAUCUGUUAAGGUGCAAGCGGUGAGAGCAUACGAUAUUUCUGUGCGUGUGGAAGCUUCUAUUGGUUGGGAACCAUUCCACCGCGUUCCGAUCACAGCUAGCUACUAGUGAGCUUACUUUACGCUUUAAGCUUAGAGAUGAAGGUGACAAGCCGUAAGCUAGGCUUGGUAGGAAAGGUUUCUUCUGGUAGUAAUCAAAAUCCGCGACCCAAAACGGCGCGCGCAACAUUCACGGCUCAGGACAGGUUAAGACAAGCAAUCCUAAAAGACAACACACUGCAACGAAAAUUCAUCCUCGACUGUCUGUAAUCUCAUGUUUGUUUUUUUAUAUAACUGUGUAUUUUUUUAUUAUUGUGUAUAAAGGCAACAACAACAAUGAGCAUGAGCGGAAAAUUUCUAUUUAUAUUUAUACGAGACAAUCUUAGCACGCGCACGUUUAAGAAAGUGAAAAAAUGUAAACAAAAAAAAAUGGAUACAGGUAAAAAUUUUCCGUCUUCAUGAAAAUCUUAUAUGUAAAAGCUAUCCAGCACAAAGUAGCGAUGCAAAUAAAAGAAACUAAGGAGAAAAAAA